GGCGCGCGGAGCGGCGCAGCGCGAGACCGCUCUCUCGCGGCCUUGGCGCCGCACCCGGAAGUCGCGGCCGCCGUGGAGGGGGCGGCGGCGGCGGCGGCACCGCCGGGUGGGAUGGGGGAAGCCAUCCCGCUGGGCGCGCCGGUGCCGGUGGAGCAGGCUGUACUGGAGACCUUCUUCUCCCACCUGGGCAUCUUCUCCUACGACAAGGCAAAGGACAAUGUGGAGAAGGAGCGAGAGGCCAAUAAGAGCGCUGGGGCCAGCUGGCUGGCCCUGCUGGCCGGGCUGGCGCACCUGGCCGCUGCCGAGAAGGCCUACCACAGCAUGACCUUCCUGGGCCAGAAGCUAGGUGGUCAGUCAUUCUUCAGCCGAAAGGACUCCAUCCGAACCAUCUACACAUCUCUGCAUAAUGAGUUGAAGAAGGUGGUGGCGACGGGUCGCAAUGCACUAGGAGGAACAGCUCCUCACUUGGAAGAGCUGCUUUCUCACCUGUCUGAACAGCUCUGUUUUUUUGUUCAGGCUCGGAUGGAAAUUGCUGACUUCUAUGAAAAAAUGUACACGCUCAGCACCCAAAAGUUCAUUAACUCUGAGGAACUGGUAAACAUUUUGGAAACCAUCUUAAAGAAAUACAGCUCAAGAUUUCAUCAUCCAAUCCUCAGUCCUCUUGAAAGCAGUUUCCAGCUGGAAGUAGAUGUGCUUGCACAUCUCUUAAAGGCUCAGGCUCAGAUCUCAGAGUGGAAGUUCCUUCCAUCCCUGGUCAACCUGCACAGUGCUCACACAAAACUACAGACUUGGGGCCAGAUUUUUGAGAAACAGCGAGAAACCAAGAAACAUCUGUUUGGAGGGCAGUCUCAGAAAGCUGUGCAGCCUCCACAUCUCUUCCUCUGGCUGAUGAAACUCAAAAACAUUCUCCUUGCCAAGUUUAGCUUUUACUUUCACGAGGCCCUGAGUCGACAGACAACAGCAUCUGAAAUGAAAGCUUUGACUGCUAAAACCAAUCCUGAUUACUUUGGGAAAAUUUCCAGCUUCAUCCGGAAGUAUGAUGCCGUCAAUGUUUCCUUAAUUUUUGACAAUCGUGGCUCAGAGAGUUUUCAGGGACAUGGUUAUCAUCAUCCCCAUUCUUAUAGGGAAGCCCCCAAAGGAGUGGAUCAGUACCCUGCUGUGGUGUCUCUGCCUAGUGACAGGCCUGUUAUGCACUGGCCCAAUGUAAUUAUGAUUAUGACUGAUAGAACCUCUGACCUCAACAGUUUGGAGAAGGUUGUUCACUUCUAUGAUGACAAAGUCCAAAGCACAUACUUUCUGACUCGCCCUGAACCUCACUUUACCAUUGUAGUUAUUUUUGAGUCCAAGAAGUCAGAAAGGGACUAUCAUUUUAUUUCUUUUCUCAAUGAAAUUUCACAUUCCCUUAAGAACUCCAAAGCUUUUGCAAGCUUGAAGCCUGGAUCCAAAGGGUAAAACACAAACUACUGGUUGUCAAGGCAGUACGACAACCUUGGGGGAUCUAUAGCUUUCAAGGAUUACAUAAUGAUAAAUUCAUGGUUCUCAGAGUCUAAAUAAAAAGGAACCAUUAUUUUUAAUGUACUAAAUUCCCUCUUUUUUAAAAAUCACACACUUGAAGGAAAGCAUUUUGGGGCAAUACUUACUGAGGUAACCAAAUUAUGGGGUAUUAAUGGCCAUAGUAGGAUUUUUGGUGUGGUUUUCUAUUUUCAUUAUGAUUUUUUUUUCCAAAGUCCACAACUUUAUUGCCUGUAUCAGAAAGGAAUUAUGAGCACUUUAUCUGAUUGUGCACUGUCUUCUAUGAGUUUAUUGAAAAUGUGGUGAGGAUGGAAGAUGCUAUCUUUUCAGAAAACUGUGUUGUCUGACAGGAAUGAUUUUCUGGGAACUAAACACUGAUAAAAGGGAAUAUUAAAAAAAAAAAAAGUGAGCCUACAGGGACACAUUUUAAAUGAAAAGGCGAGAAUCACAGAAGGCACUGUUGUUGAUGGCAACUUAGUUUUCAAAUUAUCUGAAGUGCUGAUUUAGGUCUCCAACACUCUGUUAAGCACCAAUCUAUUCUGAACAUUCAGUGUCAGAAAUCUUUGUCGUUGGUCCAGAGCGUAGGCUGGGCAAGAGAAGCUGGAAGGCCAGUCAGCAUUCACUGGAGCAUUGUGACAUUGUGUGCCCAGUAACAGUCUUGGCUCAGAUUAAUUGAAGGAGAUAAGCUGUGGUAGAUCAGGUAUUCUAAAAGGAACACUUCCAGGGGAAAAAAAAACCAGUAAAGUUCUUUCCAUGUUGUGCUUUUGGCUAACUUCAAAAAACAAACCAACCGACCAAACCAAAUGCUCUUUGCAAAUGAGUUAUUUUCUGAUUUGUUGUCAAUUUGAAUUUGUCUUUAGAUACUUGUAAGCAUCUUUCUCUUUUCAGUUUUAAAUAAUUUCACAACUGAGCCAAAACACUUGAAAUUUGGAUUUAAAUAUAUAUAACCUAUGCAGUACAUUUACCUCAUUCUAAAAUGUCUCUUUCACUGUUUAGCUCUAGGCUGCAGGUUUGGAAAAUAGUGUUUUCUAAUGAUUCUGAAAGAGUUUUAUUUUGGAAAUCAGUUUUUCCAAAUACAAUAAGAAUCAAUUUGGCUGUACCUGUAGCCUUACAUUGAAUGAUUCUUCAGACUGUUACCUAUACUUUUGUGCAAGCACUUUCAUGGGAAUCCAGGAGGACUGAAAAGGCUCUGCUGUAUGAUGUAAGUGUAGUAAAGUUAGAUCUUUAGCUGACACUCUGUCAUGUAUAGCAUCAGCAAUUGUUUUUUAAGGGAGUUAAAAUGUUGGUUUCUGUUAGGUCUGAAAUACAAAAGGUGCCACUGCAGACAUAGCUUUUACUGAUUUCCUUCCUCUCUUGCCUUUCCUCUUGCUGCAAGUACCGAUUUAUUUAUAAUCACAUAAGCAUGAUCUGUUCUCAAAAUGUGAGUGCUGACUUUCCACUUGGAGCCAAAUAGAGUCUUCUAUGCCUUGCUCUGUGUGUUAGUCUGCUGUGAAUAGCUGUGCUACUGCCUUUUACCUAAAUUCUUAGUCUAUCACUCACCAUUUUAGACUGCAAUUUAUCAUUGGAAAAGAAUAGGAUUUGCAAGCAUAGAGGCACUAUUGGCACCUGGUAACAGUGUGGCACUUUGUGCUUGGAUCGCCCUUCUAACAGGUCUAAGUUGUGAAGGAUAUUAUUGAGCAAGUUUGUGUGCUUCCUUCUGUGAAACAGUGACCUUAUAAUAAUUGUACUCUUCACUUCCCCAGCCAGAGUAACAGAAAACAGCCUGUUACCAGAACAGAUUUCAGUCGUCUUCAGCAGCAUAAUAAAGUGUUGCAUGAAUUGUGUCUGCCUCUGCAGUAUUUCCCUCCCAUACUAGCUAUCUGUGGGAAAGGGAAGAGAAGGCUCUGGGAAGAAACCACCUGUGGUACAGACGUCCUCGUUUGCAAGUUGCAGGGGGUGUGUUGGGAGAGGUGAAAAAAAUCUGCUGUGCUUUAAAGCAGACCAGCAGCUAUUGCCAGUUGCAGAAAUGUCUGGAGGCUGUUCAGUGUUUUUUGUGGGGAGAGGGAAAGGAGCAGACCUGAUGGUUCACUUAUCAGUGCUGGGGUGUUUCACUGCAGUUUUCUUCAGAUCUUGGACCAAGUGGCCAGAGGAGCCAUCCAACUUUUGUAAGAAUUCCUGAAUAUUUAGGUUGAUGAAGAACCAAAGAGAGAUGUAAUCAUCACUUUUGGAGUGUGAGAAGAGUGGGAGAGAACUGAUUGCUGGAUGAAGAAUCUUGUGAAUCUGUCUCUGGGUUUGAGAGUCCUGUCCCUGAGGCUCUCCUUGUAAGAUCUUGGCCUUAAAGUGGGGAGCAGAAAAUCUGGGCCAUAGGAAGUAGCUUGGAUGGAAACUGACCAAAACUUCACUGAGUAUAUGGGGUGUGAGUAUAUGAAUGAAUAUUUAUGGAUAUGUUAGCCCCAUGCAGACUUAAGGCAUGCUUACUUACUUGAUUCUUUGAGGAGUUUGUUUUAAAUGACAGAUGAGGUAAUGGGGAAGACUGAGUUAUCUGUGGUGUAAAAUUGGCUGCAUCGGUAAUUAAAACUUGCGUAAUAAAGGAGGGCAGUAUCUGUGCAGCAGGUAAAGGUGACCAGAAACUCAGUAACUGGAUACUCAUUACUAACUUGAGUACUGGAAGUACUGUUUGGGCUCUUUACUAUAAGAACUGGUGAACAAAUGUGGUUUUGCCGAGGUGGAUGGUAUCCUGUCUGCCACUUUUUCCUCUCCACCAAUUUAGCUAAGCAAGGUACUUUAGAACUAGACUCGUGUAAACUGACUGCUUUAAAUGCAAGAUGUAAAGAUAUUUAUGAUAACAUAAUGAAAGCAGCACUUCCAGACAUAUUUUAAAGUGUUUUAAAACAGUUUCUGAGACUUAAUAUUCUUGGUGCCACUCAGAUUGCUGAGAAUAGCAGCGUGGAAGCUUAUCUUGUGGCACAUUUCAUAUACCUCAUCACCUGCUUGAGUCCAUGAGGGUUUUGGCAGAACAUUUAAUUUAGUAUCCUCUGCCUGAAAUGUGAGCUUGACAGCAGAUGUAUUCUCAGAUCUCUUACAUAUUUUAUAUUUAUGUCUUGUAAGCUGUUUUCUUUUACAUGCAAUGUUCAUGUUGUUGUGGGUUUUUUUUUCCUUGAAUAAAAUAUCUUCCCUUUUCCUCCUCCCUUUGCAUGAAGACAGUGAAGGGAAUGGAAACAGUGUAUUUUGUGUUGUGCUGCAAAGGACUGCAAUACAUGCAUAAUGUACGUGAUAUUCUGGGUUUAAUCUAAAAGGAACAUAAAUUCCUAGUAUAAAUACUAACAGUGUUUAUCUGGUUUACUUAAAAAAGAGAUCUGAGCUUUAGGCAGAAAUAAUGUUAUGGCACUCCCCAGCUGAUUAUUGCUCUGGUCCACUCUUACUCGUAUACAAGCCUUUUGAGACACUUGUGGUUAUUCUUUGUUUGCUAUCAGUUAACUGAGGCUUAUUUGCAUAUGCCUCUAUGAAGCCUGUUGCCUCUUACUGCACUGGGUCUCAAUGUUCUCAUAACCAAGCUUUGCUUAAGAAAAUUGGCAGUGUGUUUGUGCUUCAUUCCUCAAUUCAUGUAUCUUAUCCUAAUGUCUACAACUCUUCAUCUUGCAGUAAGAAGAGUGUUGCACGCUGUAGCUGGUCCUGGGUUUGCAGUUAGCUCUGAUUGCUUCCAGAAAUGCUGGCACUAAGCUAAGUAGCUUGGUUGUAAUUUUGGAUUUUCUCCAGGAGUCUCCUUUUCAGACUCCCAGAGAUAUAAGCCAGCCCUGCAUGGGUGGUUACAGCAAAAGCCAACUGGUGCUUGCUUGUUCAGGGUCUGCCUGAGCCUCAAGAGUGAUGAGGGUGUCUGGUCGACUGGGGACAAGUGCUGUGCUGCUCAGCAGGGAUGGCUUUUGGGCUAUGAUUGUGCAAAGGCAGGAGCUGUUACAAGAAAUGAGAAUGCUGACAAAGAACAGCAAUAGCUUAAUGCUUCACAGAGCAGGCACAAAAAAUAAGUCAAAUGCAAGACCAAAUUGGACUUUGAUUUCCUUUUCUUGUUAGUGAAGAACUGAUUUAAAGAUAAAGCCUCCUUUGUUUGUAAUGGAUUCUUUUGCCAUGAAAUUAAGUACUUGACCAUUUUGCUCCACUAACUGCUUCUUUCCCCCUGUGUGCAUGUUUUCCACACAUAGCCUGGCUUACUUCGGUAAUUGCUAUGGAAGUUCUCUGGGAGAGUUUACCUGCUGGAGUUCAGAUCUCUCCUAACUUUCAACCUGGCAUUGCAGCAGCUGGGGUUGUGGUAGAAUAGCAGAGCUCUCUGCCUUGCAGCUGGGACCUGACCAUGCCCUACCUGUACAUGUCAGUGGUAAGAACAGCAAAGUGCAGGAGGAAAGGCAAGUCACUACAAGAUGAACUGGGGCAGAUGACAGCUCUGGGAAAGACAAGCAGAGGUGAAUUUGGCAGAGAACAACUGCAAUGCAGACAGACUAUGAGGAGAAGGUUUUUGUUGGCCCCUCUGCAUUGCUGCCCUAAUUUGACAGGAAUCUAUAUAAAUGUUACAUCCUGCAAAAGCUGUGCAAGACUUCCUGUGGUUGCAGCUGCUAGUUUUCCAGAAUGGCUGUGCUCAGUCCUUAGGUACCAACAACCUAGAAGAGUCUGAUGCUCACUCAAGCAUUUACUUAGUAAAAUGUCAGACUCAGGUUCAACAUCUUUGACCCAAGUCAGCACCUGCCUGCUAUGCAUGUUUAUACAGAUGUUCAGCAGAACCUCCAUGUAUUUCCCUGCUCCUUCAGGAGAGGAGAAGGUUUCCCUUCCCUGACCCUGGAACAUUCUCUUGGCAAAUUGGGGAUGAGAGAUUGUGAACUGCCUGAAUUGAAACUCACUGAUUUUUUUGGUGAGUGCAGUCAUCGCUGGGCUACUGUGUGGACCAUGGACAGUAAAAGAACUGCUUUCAGCAGGAUGAGUGGUGUCUACUGCAGCCUGGGGUUACUUAUCCCCCUAGUGCACUUGCUGGAUCUGCAUCUUUCGGAACUGGGCAUGAUGCUGACAUACUAAAAAUCAAGGAAUGCUGGUAAAAGGGCUUUACAGACCAGAUGCACGUUUUAAGGGUGUCUGUGGCAAACCAUAAACCACCAAACUCUGUAGAAAUGUUUGUUUACAGUAGUCAGUUGAUAAUCUGCAAACCUUAACAAUGGCUACUGUAGAAGUGUCUGCAGUGACUUGUUGGAGAUCUGUGAUAUGUAAUCUUGUAAAGGCCCAGGCCUGCAGUGACUAAGGAAAGCAGGAAGGAGAUAAAGGAGAAGCAGAGAUAUCCUGACAUCAGCAAUAAAGAAGGAUCUGCUGAUCAAAGAUUAAAAAGACCCUGUAAGGAAGACUGUGUGGAGUGUUAAUCACAGAUAACCAUUCCAAGACCACCAGGGUGGGUUGGAACUGGGGCAGAUAAUGGAAAAAUACCUAUGUUAAUGAACUCCAAGAAAUAAUUGUAAUAACCCUACCUCUUACUAUGAAUAUGCAUGCUCUUGUAACAUAAACUGUGGCUUGUGCCAGCAUGGGGUGUGCAGGAUCGAUGGAGCGCUCCUGCCUGCACCCAGCGCUGUAAUAAAAUACACCUACUUCAUAA
Pogoniulus pusillus (Red-fronted tinkerbird) is the source of this 7114-nucleotide messenger RNA. RefSeq names its product KICSTOR subunit 2 (gene KICS2). Gene Ontology annotation, cellular component: KICSTOR complex. NCBI's taxonomy places the organism in Eukaryota, Metazoa, Chordata, Aves, Piciformes, Lybiidae. Gene Ontology annotation, biological process: cellular response to glucose starvation; cellular response to amino acid starvation; protein localization to lysosome. The transcript has 3 exons. The coding region runs from base 112 to 1452 and encodes 446 amino acids. The record is from RefSeq and is a predicted model, not a curated record.